CGGAUGAGACAUAAAACUUUUUUCCCUUGGGUUUGUUGUAUAGCAUUGUUUAGAGCCGCAUCGUUGCCAGUGGCGACAGCGCACAGUGACAGUGCAUUUAAAGGCACUUCGGUGUAGUGCGCCAUGCGAGUACCGGGUGGAUAAAGUGCCGUAAACGGCUACAAUGUAAUCCAGAGUUUAUAUUAAACCUUGAUUUGUAGCAGACAAAAAUGGCUUUGGACCCGAAGCAAGCAAGGCUGCUGUGCAUGCUCUGUCUAACUUUCGGGUUUUUCGUGCUGGAGGUGGUGGUGAGUCGAGUGACCGGCUCUCUGGCGAUGCUGUCCGAUUCUUUCCACAUGCUGUCGGAUGUGAUCGCGCUGCUCGUGGCGCUGCUCGCGGUCAGACUCGCCGAUCGCACAGCUGCCACGAGCCUCAACACGUUCGGCUGGAUCCGCGCAGAGGUGAUGGGCGCGCUGGUUAACGCCGUGUUCCUCACUGCGCUCUGUUUCACCAUCUUACUGGAGGCGGUGGAGCGCUACGCGGAGCCGCAUGAGAUAGAGAACCCGCGGGUCGUGGUGUGGGUCGGUGUCGCCGGGCUCGCUGUAAAUCUGCUCGGGCUUCUCCUGUUUCAUGGGUAUUCUGGACACGGACACUCUCACAGCGCGAGUAACAGGAGGUAUGAGAAAUCAGAGCCAUCACCAGGGGAGACUUACGAUCUGCUGGUGAAGAGCCAGAGUCCUGGCCGAGGUGCCCAUACUGUCCAAGUCGAAGCAGACAUUGUCUCAAAACAUAGCCUAGAAAUUCCACUUAAUGGGAACAUCGCAGCGGAGAAGCUGGAGCAUGAUUUAGAUUCAUCCUCCCAGCUCAACAUGCGUGGAGUCUUUCUUCAUGUGCUGGGCGAUGCCCUUGGCUCUGUCAUUGUAGUGGUUAAUGCUCUCAUUUUUACAUUUGUCUGGAGAACAUGUGACAGUCAGGAAAUAUGCAUUAACCCAUGCCUUAGUAGCUGUGGCUCAGACCACUGGCCUGUGAAUACACACUUGGUGCACAGUAACGGCACCAACGCUGUCUCUGUAGCUGGACCAUGCUGGGUACUCUACCUGGAUCCCACGCUGUGUGUAAUCAUGGUGACCAUCUUGCUCUAUACCUCCUUUCCACUCUUGAAGGAGUCGACCCUCAUUCUGUUGCAGUCUGUUCCCAAGCAGAUUGACAUGCAGAUGCUGAACAAAAAGUUGAGGAGUCUUGAAGGGGUUCUGGCAGUCCAUGAGCUACAUAUCUGGCAGCUGGCUGGGAGCCGAAUCAUCGCCACGGCACACGUUAAGUGCCACGACCCAGCAUCCUACAUGGACACAGCUAAGCGCAUCAAAAGCUUCUUCCAUGAAGAAGGCAUACAUGCUACCACAGUCCAGCCCGAAUUCUCGGAUGACAAUGAGUCUGGUGUGUUAGAGUGUGAACUACCCUGUUACAGUCAGUGUAGCCUGAAGCUCUGCUGUGACACAAGCUGGAAAUCUAAAUCCGAAUCAGCCCUCAUGUGCACAGAUGACACAUCCAGUCAACAUACUCCCCAACGCUCCACUGCCAGCUGGAAUAUUCAGCAAAAACCAGAAGUUUAUCCACAGAUUGAGGUGGAAUCCACAGUAUAGGUUUGAGAAAACCUUAACUAUGCAAUUUUACAGCAAUUUUUUAAAUUAGGUUGAAAUCUGUUUUAGACAGAGUUAUGCUUUUGAGAAUCUCAAAUCCCUCACAUGUAUGUUAACCUAUUUAACUAAUCAACUACAUACUGUACAAUACCUCUUAUUUCUAAUACGUAUGGUGGCAUGGGUGC
Messenger RNA from Clarias gariepinus (North African catfish), 1801 nucleotides. RefSeq names its product solute carrier family 30 member 1b (gene slc30a1b). The transcript has 2 exons. Gene Ontology annotation, cellular component: membrane; Golgi apparatus; endoplasmic reticulum. Gene Ontology annotation, molecular function: calcium channel inhibitor activity; zinc ion transmembrane transporter activity. Gene Ontology annotation, biological process: detoxification of zinc ion; intracellular zinc ion homeostasis; zinc ion transmembrane transport. NCBI's taxonomy places the organism in Eukaryota, Metazoa, Chordata, Actinopteri, Siluriformes, Clariidae. The record is from RefSeq and is a predicted model, not a curated record. The coding region runs from base 210 to 1619 and encodes 469 amino acids.